This is a messenger RNA of Klebsormidium nitens, 1906 nucleotides long. The record is from the annotation of a GenBank genome assembly. NCBI's taxonomy places the organism in Eukaryota, Viridiplantae, Streptophyta, Klebsormidiophyceae, Klebsormidiales, Klebsormidiaceae.
UGCAUGGUGGUCAAGCUAAGUUAGAGAGCGGCUAGAUCUGCGCCCUUUUAGUCUGUGCAGCGCACACUGACAGCGAGGCUUUGCAGAAGUGAACACGAUGGUUUCCACCGGCGUCGUGAAGCCUCUGCAGCCAAGGAUCCUGCCGAAAAGUUUCUCACAGCUCGGUUCGAAGGAAAUGGGAGAGCGGUUGACUGAGGAGAGGGCUGUAGAAGUAGACCUGCGCAAGCCAGAAAGCAGUGCAGCCUUCUCAAAGAAGUGCAGUCCAGUGACACUGAGGCAAGGUCGUUUGCAUUGUUUAGAUUGAGAGCAGGUUUGAACAGCAUGGUGCCCACCAAGGGGCGAGCACUCAGCGCGGGGCUCGCAGCUUAUGUGUUGGAACAGGGCGUGCUGGAUGCAGUCAGGAAGAUUCUGAAAGCAGCGCAGACAGAAGGCGACUUUUACGUACUCCCCAAGAUCAGGAGUCAGGAUGAACUGAAUCGUACAAAAUACUUUGUGGUCUCAAAAGUGGACAUCUGCUUUGGGUUGCUUCAUGUCCUCAUCUUGGACACUCGAACGGCACGUUUCGUCCUGAAGGGCAUCCCUGACCUCAUUCGGUUUCUUGAAGGAGCCUACUAUUCCUUGCCAGCGGUCUCUCCCGUCAGAGACUCAGAUUUCGUGCUGGGGUCUGCUUACCUGGAGGGCGUAAGGGAUGACGACAGGUUGUCCAGUCUUGAAGUGCUGGUUUCCCUGGCUAGCUAUUCUGAUCGAGCUAAGGAAAAUCUAUGCAGUCGGAAGGUCCUUCUUCAUCGGAUUCUGCGGGACUGCAUGACUGAGAGAGAUUUUUUCAGCCGAGUACUGGAAUGCACUCUUCACUGCUUCAGCAACCUUUCUACCACGUGCGAUCUCUCAGAGUACCUGAGUGAAAUCAUUGGGGUCGUGUUGAAGACUCUGGCGGAGACUCAGACCGCAGGGCUGAUCUUCAUGGCAAUCCAUCUUUUUGCUUCAAUAGUGCAGCACGGUCAAGUAGAGGCAGUAGUAUGUAAGCUUCAUGAACUCGCAGGCAGUGGAAGAGUAGAGCACCUCUUCCCGGCCCUCUUCGCAUUAGCAGCCUGCCCGGCUCUUGACGGGAAGACCAAGCUUCAAGUCUCUACAUUGCUGGGCUCUCUGAAUAAGCACUUCAAUAGGACAAUUCUCGAGGAGCGGCCAACCGAGCCUUUGACACCGACACAGCAAGAGAAGUUGGAGAAGCUGGUACGCUCGUUACCUGGCGCGAUGGUGAGAAGGGAACAGCUGCGUGAAAUUUUUGCAGCUCACGAGAGCGAAACGUCCUCACAGGAAGCUGCAUCUCCGAGUUCUGGAACUCAAAGUAGUCUCUUUCAGAAAACCAUUGACACUCCGCUUGACUCCGUUCCGGACAAGGCCCAUGUGUCAUACAUACCAGCGGGGGACCUCGAUGCACACAAUAGGCCCUGCAGAAAGUGUUCUCGCGCAAGCUGCUCAAAUGUGGAGUCAACUUCAUGCGAGUUCAAGGUGUGCAGUGGGUGCCGUCUGACGAUCUAUUGCUCCAGAGAGUGCCAGAAGAUUGCCUAGAAGGAAGGCCACAAGUCGCGCUGCCGAGCAGGCGCGGGCGAAAAGCGCCCGAAAGCUGAGGAGGAGGUCUCAAAGUAAUGUCAGAAGGUUUCAUGCAGCCAACAUUUUCCAACACAGAUAGUCCGUUCGUGAGGUUUAGGAGCCUCCGCGGGGCAGCCAUUUGUCUCUUAGAAUGUUGUUCAUAUUAUUGAUAUAGCUGGAUAAUAUGAACGGACUCUGGUACAUGCAACUGAUUGCUGCGUUUAUAAACCACCCUAAGCAGUUUUGCGGCACAGAUUGAUGAAGGCUGAAUGUCCCUAAGUUAGCCUAGCGAUCUGACGCCUUUAUUGAAGUCCAU